AGAAGAAGAAGAAGAAGAAGAAGAAGAAGAAGAAGAAGAAGGCGACAACAACAAGAACUUCUGUCGAUGGUAAUACCCUCCGAGCAGAACGGGCUAAACGCUAACGUUCUCUGAAUACAUUAAUCUAGAUUAACCAGGUAAAGCAGAAGUAGAAUGACUCGCCAUGGAAAGAACUGCACGGCCGGAGCUGUGUACACGUACCACGAGAAGAAGAAAGACACGGCGGCGUCUGGUUACGGCACACAGAGCAUCCGACUGGGCAAAGACGCCAUCAAAGACUUUGACUGCUGCUGCCUGUCCCUGCAGCCCUGUCGGGACCCUGUGGUGACUCCAGAUGGAUUCUUGUACGAAAAACAGGCCAUCCUCGAAUACAUUUUGCACCAGAAGACAGAAACUGCCAAAAAAAUGAAGGCAUACGAGAAGCAGAAGCAGGUGCAGAAGAGCAGCAGCCAGCUGGAGUCCAAGUCGUCGGAGAGAGAGCGGGUGGAGCUGUUUAAAACCAGGGAGAACAGCAUCGUGUCCAAACCCAUCAACCCCUUCACAUCUGGGCUGAACAGAGGAGGUGAUCAGGGCCGAGCAGACAGCAGCUCGGCGGGAGAGUCCUCUUCGUCCUCUUCAUCCUUUUCGUCCUCUGCGUCCUCAGCAUCCUCGUCCUCGUCCAGCCUCAGCCUGCCCAGCUUCUGGGUCCCCUGUCUGACUCCAGAGGCCAAGCCCACCCUGCUCAAGAAACCUAGCAAGGUGGUGUUAUGUCCCAUGUCAGGACGAGCCAUCAGGAUGAACGAGCUUAUCACCGUGCGCUUCACCCCGCUGGACCCCAGCCUGGACCGCGUGGCCCUGCUCACCCGCCAGGACAGGUACGUCUGUGCAGUAACCAGAGAUGUCCUAGGAAACAGUGUCCCCUGCGCUGUCCUGCGGCCCUCGGGCGCCGUGGUGACGCAGGAGUGCGUGGACAGGUUGAUCAAGAAGGACAUGAUGGAUCCUGUGACUGGAGACAAGCUGUCCGACAGAGACAUCAUCCCCCUCCAGAGGGGGGGGACCGGCUUCGCUGCCUCAGGGAUUGACCUCAGUGCCAAAGAGGCUCGUCCGGUCAUGCAAGUGUGAGGCGAAGGCCCGCGGCGUGCACAGCGGCGCGUCGGGCUGGUUCCGUGGACAGCCUAGCUCGCUGACUGCUUCUCCCAGCACGUUCACAACCUUCACCUGUUUUGUCGUCCGCUGAAAUGUCUUUCAUGUUCCUGUAGCUAAUUGGCAUUUCUUCCAUCAUAGACCACACGUAAUAUUUAAGUGUCUAUAUAAGACGAGACGAGGCAGAGGACUCUACAUAAGAGUAGAAUCAAAUGAAUUGAUCUGUCAAUCAUUAAUUCUUUGAAAUGUGCUGCAAAAUGUAUUCAAAUUCAGAGCCAUGGGAUUAGUUUGAUAGAAUGUUCCACCCUGAUGACGAGAUACUGUAAAUGUUUCGUAGCUUUUAUAUUUGAUGCUCAGGGCCAGGCAUUGGUUCCUAUUAAACUGCAUAUAAGUUUAA
Perca fluviatilis (European perch) is the source of this 1519-nucleotide messenger RNA. RefSeq names its product nitric oxide synthase interacting protein. Lineage: Eukaryota; Metazoa; Chordata; Actinopteri; Perciformes; Percidae. Gene Ontology annotation, cellular component: nucleus. The coding region runs from base 154 to 1101 and encodes 315 amino acids. The transcript is spliced from 11 exons. Gene Ontology annotation, molecular function: ubiquitin protein ligase activity. The record is from RefSeq and is a predicted model, not a curated record.